AUGAGUCCUCAUCAUCUCCCAAAAGAGACUGCCUUGAGAUACCCAUGGAAACAACCCUGGAAUCCGGGGUUUUCAGGUCUUUCAGAUCCUACUAAUCCCAUUGUAUACGAUGAAAAGACUGAAAAUCAACAAAAUGUUACUAAACAGACGCCGCAUGGAUCAGAUGUGCAUCAAAUUGAGAGACGUUACAAGCACUUUCCAGGCAAUAAUGUCUUUUUCUUAGGAGGGAGAUUCCAAAUGUCUACGCAAUUUAAAGCAUUUGCACUUACACUGUUUGCCUUGCUUUUUCCAGGUGUGCUGUUUUUCGUUUUUAGUGCCUUUUGGUUAUGGCAUCAUGUGUCACCAGCUAUUCCUAUAACAUUUUCCUACAUCUAUGCAUUAGUAUUGGUUUCUAUGCUGAAGUGCUCUACUUCUGACCCUGGAAUUCUUCCUCGAAACUCCAACAUUUUAAUUUAUGAUCCUACGCAUCCUUGGUCGGUGAUUCCAGAAGAUAAAAGAAUUCUAGUCGGAUCUACCCGUUCUGAUUCAGCUUUUUUGAUUACAACAGUUUAUUGCCAUACAUGCCGUCUCUAUCGCCCGCCUCGUGCUAGUCACUGCCAUUUGUGUGACAAUUGUGUUGAAUACCUCGACCACCAUUGUACCUGGCUUAAUAACUGCAUUGGAAGAAGAAACUAUCGAUACUACUUUAUCUUUUUGCUUUCUUUGUUUUUCGAAGCUUUGUACCUGACGGUCUUGGGGUUUUAUAUUGCAUUUGCCAGCUUUCGGUAUGGCUCUGAUGUAAAUUUUGCCAGACAUUUACAAAGACCGUGGGCCGGCGUGUCUUUUUUUCUUGGAAUAUAUGCUGCAUUGGGAUCCAUCUUUCCAGGAAUUCUUUUGGGUUACCAGUGCUACUUGAUCGGCUGCGGCCAAAAUGUUCACGAAUUUUUGCGUUCUAAAAAUACUGAAACAGAAGACUUUCGGCCUUAUCAUAACAGCGUAUGGAUCAACUUUUUGACAGUUUUGUGUAGACCCAAAAACGUUAGUUAUGUACGCCCUCGUCGAAAAGAAAUGCUCAAGAAACUGCAUUCCAGUGCUUUUUCGUCUGUAUCUUAG
Molecule: messenger RNA, 1092 nt
Organism: Schizosaccharomyces cryophilus OY26
Lineage: Eukaryota; Fungi; Ascomycota; Schizosaccharomycetes; Schizosaccharomycetales; Schizosaccharomycetaceae
Product: palmitoyltransferase
Exons: 2
Coding region: 1-1092 (363 amino acids)
Biological process (GO): protein targeting to membrane; peptidyl-L-cysteine S-palmitoylation
Cellular component (GO): endoplasmic reticulum; Golgi apparatus
Molecular function (GO): protein-cysteine S-palmitoyltransferase activity
Source: RefSeq, a predicted model, not a curated record